Molecule: messenger RNA, 7914 nt
Organism: Drosophila pseudoobscura
Lineage: Eukaryota; Metazoa; Arthropoda; Insecta; Diptera; Drosophilidae
Exons: 7
Coding region: 428-7537 (2369 amino acids)
Biological process (GO): regulation of gene expression
Cellular component (GO): nucleus
Source: RefSeq, a predicted model, not a curated record
GCAGCAGCAGCAACAGCAGCAGAGGGCUGCUGCAGCAGCUGCCGUUGUUGCAGCAGCAGUCAGCGCGUUGCACAACGGUAAACAGCAGUUCAACAACAACAACAGCAACAUUAACAACAACAGCAAGGGGCGAGAGCCACGAGAACUGCACGAUCCUCAGCAACAGCAGCAGCAACAGCAACAUCAUCCAGAAGAUGAGGAGGAAGACGACUACGACGAGGAUGAUGAGGAGGAUGAUGAAGAGGAGCCACAACACCAGCAGCAGCAGCAACAACAUGGCAAUGGACUUGGCCAUGACCUCACGCCCACAGAUCUGCGUCACGUCCUGCCAUCCAGCACCACCCAUCACGAUCAUCUCCACCAGCAGCAACAGCAACAGCAGCAGCAGCAACAGCAACCGCAGUUGCAGACGCAGUUGCAGUCACAGAUGCAGCAGCCGCAGCAGCACCAGCACCACCCCCAAGAACAGCCCGACUACGACGACGAUGGCGAGGACGAGGACGAUGAGGACGAGGAGGAGGACGAGGCGGCCAGCAGUCACCUGGACAGCCGGGCCACUCUCACAUCGGCCCACCUGAACAGCGCGGCGGCGGCCGAGAGCAGCGGCCUGCACAUGAGCGCCGUGGCCGCGGCUGCCGCGGCAGCAGCAGCAGCGGCUGCGGCCGCAGUCAAGCUGAACGCACAGCUGGAGCAGCAGAACGCCACGGCCCUGGACAUGGCCAGCGUGGGUCCAGGUGGUGGCGCCAAUGUCCCUCAAAUGUCGAUGGUGCCCGCCCCGAGCAGCCUCAUUGGCGGCAACAGCAACACCAGCUUCUCCACCAACAACAACAGUAACCAUGCCCUCAGCUCGACGCACGGCAGCACGGGCGGCGGGGCGGGUGGUGCCAACUGCAGCAACGAUCUGGCGGCCAACUCUCGCGGUGGAGCGGGCAGUGUGGGCCCCACCUCCCAGCAGCAGCAGCAGCCACACCAACAGCUGCAGCAGCUGCAACAGCAGCAGUCGGGCAGCGGGAGCAGCAGCGCAGCCAGCGAGCGGAGAAAGUACCGCCACCAGAACUACAGCAAGAACAUCUAUAUAGGCACAAAGAACGCCGAAAAAUGGGAGCACAUGCGCACCCGGCUUCAAUUCAAAAACGACGUGGAGUUUGUCGCCUACCUCCUCAAUCUGGCCGACAACGAUACGGAUCGACUAAACAACCUACCACCGCCGUCGCCGGCCCCAACGCCCACCAAAGGCUUCGAUGGAAACUUCAAGCUGGAGCCGAAUCUCAGUGUCAAGGACUUUGCCCUGCCCCCAGAGUCCUCGUCGAUGAACGGUACUGGGAACGGCAACGGCAAUGGCGACUCAGCCUCGGCGACCUCCGUGGCGAUGGUCACGCCCACACCGCCGCAACGGAAGCGCUACAAGAAGCGGGUGCAGUUCUCAACGGAUUCCCUGAACGGAUACGCGGGCGGCAAGGCGGCCAAAGGUGGCGCUGGAGCGGCUGGCGGAGGAUCAGGAUCGGGAUCGGGAGCAGGAGCUGGCGGCGGGACAGGGUAUCACAGCGGCUAUGCCAAAUCCAAGAAGCAGGAGGCCAAGGCAGCGGCGGCUGCCCUCAAGGCCGGGGCAGCUGCAGCAGCGGCGGCGGUGGCGGCUGCGGCUGCCGCCAACUCCUCGGCCCUGCCCGAGGUCCUGGACUGCCGCAUCGCCGAGAAGAUCAAGAGCGAGCUGGAGGCCAGCGCCAGUGCCGGCAGCAAGGAGUCCCUGCCCAGCGCUCUCUGCCUGAAGAAGGCCGCAGCGGCGGCAGCAGCGGCCGCGGCAGCAGCAGCAGCAGCGGCAGCGGCGAACAGCGAAGAGGAGGACGAGGAGGAGCAUCAGCAUCAGCAGCAUCCACAUCUGAUGGGAGCCGGCAUGGCCAUACCCCUGGGUGUGGCCGGGGGUGUGGAAGUGACGGCCAAGACCGGUGCGGAUGCUGUGGACGGCACCACGCCCACCAACGGGCAGAUGGGCAACUUCCAUGUGCGCUCCAAGAGCCAUGGCGGUGGCGGUGGCAAGAAAUCCCAAUCCGCUAAGGCAGCGGCGGCGGCGGCGGCAGCGGCGGCGGCAGCGGCAGCCGCCAUGAUGCCACCCAAUUCUAGCUACGACGAGCCCGAGGACGAGUCGGCAACCGGAGGCACUGCCGUCAACGAGGAGGAGGACGACGAUGACGAGGAGCUGGACGAGGAGGCGCUGGCUCGCGAGAUGAAGAUGGAGCAGAACUUCGUGGAGGAGGAGGACGAGCACGACAUUGCCUUCCGGUCGCAGCAGUCCUGCCGCGAAUGCUCCAUCACGCACGACCACAAGCUGUGUCCGCUGCGCAACGCCUGCGGCAAUGUCACGGACGCCGUGGACCUGGCCGAGUGGAUCGAGCGCCGGAAUCUGGAGGCACUGGCCAAGCUGAAGGCGGAUGCCCACCGGCAGGCGAAGCGGGGUCGUGGGCCGCGGCACGAUGACGACGAGGACGACAUGGAGGACAUGGACAUGGACGAGUCGUCGCAGCUGUCCGAGCUGGAGACCAAGCCGCUCAUAACGUUCGCCGAGGCCUCCGUUCCGGCGGAGUUCGAGCUGCACAACGUCGAGCCGAAUGUCACCGGGGUCUUUGCCCGCACCGAGGUCCGGGCCUUCACCAAGCUGGGGCCGCUGAUCGGCCAGCCGGUGCAGACGGGCGAGGUGCGUGAGGGCAGCGACAUGAAGUGGAUAUUCGAGAUGUGCGAGGCCGGGGCGGACAAGUCCUACCUCCUCUGCUGCGACAACCCCAACGCCUCCAACUGGCUCCGCUUCAUACGGCCCGCCCCCUGCUACGACGAUCGGAACGUCAAUCUGGUGUCCAUCGAUCAGCAGGCGUACUUCGUCAGCUGCCGCGAUCUGCGCAACGGCAUGGAGCUGCUCUACUGGAGCGACGACUGCAACACCAUGUGGCGGAAGAAGCACACGGAAAAGAUCAACUGCGGCGGCUGCAGUCUGAAGUUCGAGCAUCCCCUGUACUAUCGCACCCACUGCUCCGUCUUUCACGACCCAUCGAUGAGCCUCACCAUACGGAAAUACCACUGCAAGGUAUGUGGCGAGGCGGUGCUGGGCAAGGACAAUAUAAUGAAGCAUGCCGCCGAGAAGCACGACGGCAAGGGCGCCUACCAGUGCCAGUUCUGCAACAAGUUCUUUCUGCGCCUCAAUUACCUGGAGAUGCACCGCACAUACGGCUGUGCCUCCAAUCCGAAUCGAUCGCGACCCGUCUGCGAUUUCUGUGGCCGCAAGUUCUGCCAGCCGCAGAAGCUGAAGGCCCACAUCAAGCGCAUGCACAGUGGAUCGCGUGCGGCACUGCAGCGCCACUCGAAGGAGGUGCACAGCCGCAACUCCACCGUCGUGAGCUGUCCGCGCUGCCAGAAACUCUUCCAGAAUCGCAGCAAUCUCAAGAUUCACAUGCUCACCCAUUCCGGGGUGCGUCCCUUCAAGUGUGCGGAGCCCGAGUGCAAUGCGGCGUUCACUACCAAACAGUGCCUGCAGUUCCACUACAAGAAGGUGCACAACUACACCCAGGAGCAGAUGCCGAAGAUCGAGAGGAGCGUGGCCUACACGUUCGAUGCCUAUUCCGGCGGCAUGAAAGUGGACUUUCUGGGUAAGCAGCCGCCGGCGGAGUCACAGCUGCCUAAUGCAGCUGUCGUCUCCUCCUCCUCAUCCACAGAGCAAGCACCGCGCCGGCGGCGCAAGAGCCUCGAGGACCAGAACUCGAUGCUCAGCAGCUCGAUGCAGAGCGACACGGAGUUCAGCGACGACAACAUCUUCGAGGCCAUCAAGAAGAGCGGCAAGUCCAUCAAGGAUCUGUGCCGCAACGAGCCGAAUCUAUCGCUGCUCAGCUCCAAGAUCUCCAGCAUCUUUGGCGAGAAGGUGCCGGUCCCUGUCCCAGUGGCUACACCCUCGGCCACCGUCUCGCUGCCACCCGUCGCAGGUGGCCGCAAGCGGAAGCGGAAGAAGGAGCCGGCCAAUUCCACGGCCGCCCAACAGCAGCAGCAACAGGCGGCCCUCCAGCAGCAGCAGGCGCAGCUGCAGCAGCAGCAGCAACAGUUGCAGCAACAACAGCAGCAGCAGCAGCACGUUCAGCAGCAACAACUCCACCACCAGCCGCUGCAGCAACAGGCGGCCCUGCAGCACCAGCCGUUGCAGCAACACCAGCAGCAGCAGCAGGCGCAACUGCAUCACGAGCAGUCCUCCCACCAGCAGCAGCAGCAGCAGCAACAGCAGCCGCCUCCCCAGUACCACCCGCACCACCUGCACGCCCACGCCUUGCCCCACCAGCAGCAGCAGCAGCAACAGCAACAGCUGCACGGGGCCGAUCCCGACGACGACGAGGAGGAGGCGGAGCAGGUCCGUCUGGAACAGGUCCGCCGCAAGCAGAACGCCCAGCUCAGCCUGGUCGAGUCAUUCCUGACCACCACCGCACAGCGGCUGAGUGCACAACAGCAGGUGCAGCAGGUGGUGGCCGCCGCCGCGGCCGUCUCGGCGAUGGCGGGGGCCGGGGACGAUCCCGCCAAGCUGGGGCACAUGAUGGUCGGCCACAUGGGCGUCGGCGUGGGCAUGGACGAUGAGGAUGACGAUGACGAGGAGGAGGAUGAUGGCAGCUCGGCCAACCAUCCGCCCGGCGGUAGCCAUCCCCAUCAGCAGCAUCAUCCGCACGGCGCCCAUCCGCACUCGCACUCGCAGUCACACUCCCAUCCGCAUACGCAUCCGCACUCCCACUCGCAUGCCCAUCCGCAUCACGCCCAUGCCCAUGCCCAUGCCCACAGUCACCCCCACAGCCACCAGCACUCGCAGCAGGGGCCAGGGGGACAGCAGCAGCAGCAGCCCCACGGGGAUCCCAGUGCCUCGUACCGCCAUGCGGCGGCCAUGAACGCCGUGGCCCUCGGCCAGAAUCUGGUUGUUACCAAGGGCAGCAAAAAGUGGAUCGGUGCCGAUGACCGGCAUCUGGGUGACGUGACCAGCGACGUGCCCGGCAACGAGUCAGGACCGGGCUCUGGCCAGCUCCCCGGCAACGCCGGUCCCGGCCAGGACCUCGGCUUUGCGGUGCCCCCCAGUUCCGUGGACGAGCACAGCAAACUGCUCGGCCAGAACCGUGACUUCCUCGCCCGCCUCAUGAGCACGGCCAGCGCGAGUCACGCCCACGCCCAUGCUCAUGCCCAUGCCCACGCCCACCAGCAUCAGCACCAACACCAGCAGCAGCAACACAGCGCCCAUAGCCGGGAGGAGGACGAGAACAGCUCCUUCCUGGAUGUCGUCGAGUCGGCCAACAACAAUGCGGCCGCGGCAGCCGCUGCAGCGGCGGCCAUGUCCCAGUACCAUCACAAUGCGGCGGCCAAUGGUGGAACGGGCGGAUCGGGUGGGCCAGGUGGCGGCGGCGGAGCCAGUGGCGGCCAUACUCCCACGGGACCGGCCACUGGCGGUGGAUCGGUAACCUCCUCCGGCGACGGCCCCGGCCAAAUGCAGAUGAACUCCCUGGCGCAUCCCCAGUCCUUCAUGAGCUCCUUCUACAACAACGCGAACGCAAGACUGACCGGAGCCGGAGUGGGCGUGGGCGUGGGCGGGGGCUCCUCGUCCGCCAGCAUGCUGGUGGAGGCGGCCCUCAACUCCGUUGGCAAUAUGAUUGACAGCGAGAGCAGCGACCUGAAGGUACCCACCGAUAACCACAUCAACAGCGACAGUCCCAUGAGCGCCCAUGUGGACGCCGAGGCCCAGCGCUUUGGGGCUGGCAGCGCCGGCGGCGGAGUGGGCGGACCUAAUGGCGGCGGAGGCGGCGGUGGUGGUAGCAGUGGAGGAUCGUCGAGUGCCGCCAAUGGAACGGGCAUUGGGGGGGCCAUGGACAACCUGGAGAACGAGCUGAAGAUGAUGAAGAAUUUGGGCAGCUUCCCCAUGCAAAUACCGCCGCUUCCGAUGUUCCAGGGAGCCUGCAACAUCUCGCCCAGCGCCUCGACGCCAACCAAUCCGCAGAGCAACCAGAACCAGAACGAUGUGGACGUGGAUGCGGGCAGCACACCUCGACCGCAGCAUCCCGACUCCGAUGGCUUCUCUUCGUCGCACCAUCGCACGCCGCCAUCGCCGCCGCCCAUCUCUCCGGGCCGGGACUACGGUGGCAUGUUCGGCUCUGGGAAUGGUGCUGGUGGUCCAGGGUCCAAUAGCACGCCAGCGGGCAGCUCCAGUGCUGGCGGAGGCGGUGGUGGCGGUGGAGCCGGCGGUGGGGCCAACAGCAUGUCAGCCUCGUCCCCGCUGCCUGCCCUGCAGCCACAGCGACGAAAUGCGUCGAGCGUGGGCAGCACAUAUCCGGAGCACGAGCUCAUCUCGCCGGCCUCCUCCCCGAGCAUUCCGCGCUACAACUUCAACGGGGACAUGAUGCGCCACAAGCGGGCGGUGCAGGAGCAGGACCAGCACGAGCAACGCCAGCGGCACAACCUCUCGCGUCACAAUCAAAUGUCCAGCGACGAGGAGAACAGCAUCAUGCCGCAGAACAGCAGCGCGGGCCAGGAUAUGCGCAUGAAGUUCCCCCAGUCGCAGAUUGAUCUCAUGUACUCCAAGUACGAGAGCAUGGCCAGCAACCUGAAGUACAACAGCCAGGAGCUCGACUCGCCGGCGGAGUAUCGCCAGAGCAGCAACAGCAAUGCGGCGAGUGCAGCGGCGGCUGCUGCCGCGGCGGCGAGUGCGGCCAACGAUCUGUCCGAUCUGCAGGGCCUGGACAUGAGCUCGAGAUCGAAUGCGUCGAGCAACUAUCACCACAACUUCCAGCUGCCAAGCAGUCGCUACCAUCACCACAUCUACGACAUUCUGUCGGACAGGGAGCAGAGCCAGCAGGCGCAAGCCCAGGCGCAGGCACAGCAGGCAACGGGUGCAUCGGUGGUGCACCAGCAGGAGCACGGACACGGCAGCCAGCUGGCCAUGCAGCAACACCAGUCGGCGGCGGCCAUGCACAACAUGCUGAGCGAGCAGCUGGGCGAGCAGGAGCACGACCAGACCACCUCCGUGGACCUGAGCCGCACGGCCAACUAUGUGGUGUCGUCGCCGCCACAGCUGCCCUACAACCAUCCGCAUCACGACAUGCUGCGAAUGGCCUCGCUGGACCUCACACCGAACACGGCCAACAUGGCCGUGGGCAACAAUCGGUCGUUCCUCUCCUCGCAGAUGCAGCACCAGAGCCGCGACAGUCUCGAGCAUCACCGCCUGCUCUCUACGGUGGAGCAGCACCGAAUUCUGGCCGCCUCAAAUGCCGCCGACCAGCACCGCCUGCUGGUCGACCCCACCGCCCAUCUGCUGAUGGAACAGAACAAUCGCCUGCUGGGCACAGCAGACCAGUCCCGCCUCCUGGGCGAGUCGGCGGCGGCAGUGGCCCAGAAUCGGCACAUGGCCCGCAGCUUUGGGGCCUACCACCAGGUGGCAUCGAGCAACUACCAUCCGGGCGUACGACCGCCGCCUGUGCUGCCGUCGGCCAAUCAUCAUGCCUCGAAUCCGUCUAACUAUCACCCGUUCCCCGCCUACUACUAAAGACGUGAGGGAGGGGGCGGGUAGACUAUGACUAUAUCCUGGGGCCGUGACAAGAGUGCAAUACCUAGAAGGGAUCUGUAGGAGCGGAAGCGGAAGCGGGAGUGGGAGUGGGAGUGGGAGCUCCAUUUCACGUAGUUCAAUUUGAAGCGCAACAAUAACUUUAGUUCCUCCAUAUAUUCCAUAUUCUCCUCCGAAGAACACCAUGCCCAUCAUCCGUUCGAGCUCCGAUUUCAAAGUGUGCCAAUCUUUUUAAGUGUUUAGAUCUGUUUAGAAUUGUGUGUGUUUCCCCUAUCUGAUUUUAACACACACACAAACACACCCACAAAUAUGUAUAGUUGUAUAGGAAGCAUAAAAUAAAUAUUAUAAAUAUAUAUAAA